Messenger RNA from Funneliformis geosporum, 120 nucleotides. Lineage: Eukaryota; Fungi; Glomeromycota; Glomeromycetes; Glomerales; Glomeraceae. The record is from the annotation of a GenBank genome assembly.
AUGCCAGCCCAAGAAGUUUUUUUUAAUCAAUCCUUAAAUAUUAACUCGGUUGACCUGCAAAAUGCCGGACAAUCUAAAAUAAAAAAACUUUUUGAAGAACUUGAAGAAGAUAAAAAAGAA